This is a messenger RNA of Tachysurus fulvidraco (yellow catfish), 4046 nucleotides long. It is a transcript of the gene usp49, whose product is annotated as ubiquitin specific peptidase 49. The coding region runs from base 674 to 2575 and encodes 633 amino acids. The record is from RefSeq and is a predicted model, not a curated record. The transcript has 8 exons. Gene Ontology annotation, cellular component: cytoplasm. Gene Ontology annotation, molecular function: zinc ion binding; cysteine-type deubiquitinase activity. Gene Ontology annotation, biological process: protein deubiquitination. NCBI's taxonomy places the organism in Eukaryota, Metazoa, Chordata, Actinopteri, Siluriformes, Bagridae.
AAGUGCACUGUGUAGGGAGCAGGAGCCCGUUUAGGAUGCGGCCCUGAUCCUCUCCGGUCCGGGUUCGGUUGUGACAGCGCGCGUGCGGUAAAUAAAAAGCCGCACACAAACAGCGGAACGAGCGGAAAUGUUGCACACGGAGCGUUUAGUGCGCGACUGUCUGUGGGACACUGUGUGUUUAUCUGCAGGGACGUGUCGACGUGUAUAAACGUGUAAACAUCUGGUCCAUGUGGCGGCUCCCGGACUUUAAUCCGAGCGCCCGGUGCGUUUUGUUUAAAGGUUUUAAAACAAAAGUUUAUUUCCAGCAGAAAAAUCUUUAUUGUGAUGAGGAAUAAAUCCCGAGCGGUGUGUAUGUUUGUUCCGGCACUAACUCUGUACUGUGGACUUUGUGUGACUGAUUUAUUCUCGGUGUAAACAGCGCUCUUUGUUCUGAGACGCAGACCCUCAGCUCCACUCUGUGUUUCUUCACAUCCCACUGUUGAGGCAGCUGACAGCAUGUUUCCGUUUCUCCGUGGCAGUGUGGUGCUGAGUGAUGCUGAGAUCCUCGCUCUGAGGUUGUGAUGCUCGCCACACACUCCAUCAGUCCUUUAUGAAUCCACUUUCAUGCCCUGGUCCGGUCGUGCCGCAGUGCUGUGGCUCCUGACUCGUGAGGGCUGAUGAGUGUUUGGGAGCAAUGGAGCGCUGCAAGCAUGUGGUCCGUCUCCGUUUGGGACAAGAUCACUCCAUCUUGAACCCUCAGAAAUGGCGCUGUGUGGACUGCGACACCACAGAGUCCGUGUGGGCCUGUCUCAAAUGUGCGCACGUGGCUUGUGGUCGCUACAUCGACGAGCACUCGCUGCAGCACUACCGCGAGACACAGCACCCGCUCGCCAUGGAAGUUCGAGAGCUAGAUGUGUUCUGCUUUGCGUGUGGCGAUUACGUCCUAAACGACAACGCAGAGGGCGACCUGAAGCUCCUGCGGGGGGCGUUGUCCACCGUGCGGGAUGUCGGGCGCCGCUCCAUGCGUUCGGCGUCGUCGGCGUCGCACUCGGUGGGCAGCGACGGGGCAGGGACUGUGCAGGUGGCAUUAAGGCACCGGAGACGUGUGCUGUUAGGAACUGCUUUUCGGCACUGGAGGACACGGCAACAAGACGAGCAGAAAAAACUGGAACAGGAGAAGGAGGAACUUCGGCGACAACGUAAGGAAAUGAAGAAAAGGAUCAUGGGAGAUGACGGAAACGCACCGCCAAGGAAAAGCGCACGCCUUUUAACGCAGGCACCGCGGCCACUAAUUGCGCUGAUUCCAAGAAAAUUCAGAGACCCACCUGAAAAAGUGCCACUUCCCAGCAAGACUUUGUCAAAAAAUCCCAGAAAAGUGCUCCGUACUGUGAAAUCGGGCGUGGCAGGAAAGCGGGCCAAUUCAUCAUUUCUGUUAGCACGGCGCAGGCGAUUAGCGCCGGGUGUCACAGGACUUCGUAACCUAGGCAACACGUGUUACAUGAACUCCAUCCUCCAGGUGCUGAGCCACCUGCGUAAGUUCAGGGAGUGUUUCCUUGCACUGGAUCUGUGUGAGACGGAGCAGCUGCUGCUCGCCAAAACUCAAGGCAUGAUGGAAGGAGAAAAACUGGUGCCGCCCAAAGACCCUCGCUCUUCAUCUUUAUCCGGCCAGCAGGUAUCUCUGUGCCAGGAGCUGCACACUCUGUUUAGGGUGAUGUGGUCCGGCCGCUGGACGCUCGUUUCUCCAUUCGCCAUGCUGCACUCCGUGUGGAACGUCAUCCCGGCAUUCCGUGGCUGUGACCAGCAGGACGCUCAGGAGUUCCUGUGUGAGUUGCUAGAUAAAGUGCAACAGGAGCUUGAGGCUGAUGGCGGCUACGGUGCGAAACGGCAACACACACGCACACGCAUCGUUAUCCCUAUCACACAGAGGAAACUCUCCAAACAGGUGCUCAAAGUCCUCAACACCAUCUUCCAUGGCCAGCUGCUCAGCCAGGUGACGUGUCUGUCCUGUAAGCGCAAGUCAAACACAGUGGAGCCCUUCUGGGAUUUGUCUCUGGAGUUUCCUGAGCGUUAUCACAGUGUGGCUAAGCUGAGCCAAGUGUCCUCUCAGAGCUGCUCUCUCACUGAGAUGCUGAGCAAGUUCACUGAAACUGAGGCUCUGGAGGGAUGUAUCUACAACUGUAACUACUGCAACAGAAAAAGACGCAAGUCGUCCCACAAGCCACUGGCUCUGUCCGAGGCCUGUAAACAGCUGCUGAUUUAUCGUUUACCUCAGGUGCUGCGGCUUCACCUAAAACGCUUCCGCUGGUCGGGCCGGAACCACAGGGAGAAGAUCGGUGUUCAUGUGGCAUUUGAUCAGGUUCUGAACAUGGAGCCAUACUGCUGUCCUGACGCAUCACAGGUCUUCACCUACGACCUCUCUGCUGUAGUGAUGCAUCAUGGGAAAGGCUUCGGCUCAGGACACUACACGGCCUACUGCUACAACACAGAGGGGGGUUUCUGGGUCCACUGUAACGACUCUGAGAUGAAUGUGUGUAGCGUGGAGGAGGUCUGCAGCACUCAGGCGUACAUCCUGUUUUACACACAACGCUCAGCUUAAAGAGACUCGACAAACCCACACCUGGGUGUAGUACUGACCGAACAAUCCAACCUGUGUGUGUCUAGAACAGGCCUUACUUCCGUGUGAGAGAGAGAGAGACAUGCCUAUCCUAGCCAGCACACAUGUUUAGGUCAGGUCUGAUUAGCCGUCACACGGCUCAGCUGUAUUUUUUCACUGAGGUAUUUUACAAUAAAGACGAGGUUCAUCACUCGUGGCACUUUUCAGCUGAUGUGGAGCAGGAAUCGGUCCACAGCCGGUUCUGAGUGUUUACAGUAGGCCACGCAGCAGCUUUACAUUGUCUUCUACAUAAACGUGCAUAUUCUGGACGUUACUCGUGAUGAUACUAGUGAUGUCAUACACUCCCAGCAUGCGUCUGAUUUGGCAGGAGUGUGACUUGGUUGUAGGUAAUGAUUGAACACACCAGCAAAAAAAAAAGACCUGAAAGCCACUGUUGAGUGUUUGCAGUAAUCAGCUUAUGUAUAAACCUAUAAACCUUUUAUACCAAUCGCUCCAGACGUCCGAGUUUUGUUUGUUUGUUGCCAUGGCAACAGCAGGUUUGAGCAGCUAUACCUUCAGUAUGAAUAGAUUUAAUCAGGGUUUAUGUCUGUGCUCAUGUUGUAGAAGGCUGUGUGUUUGGGAAAUAAACACGUCUGCUGACGUAACCGUUCGGCUCUGUAAGCUUUGUGCUGCUCAAUAAAACACGUCAGUCACGUGGCUUCGGCUCCACGUCUGUUGAAAAGUUGCAUCAGCUCUGACCAAGUUCGUUUUAGAUCUCAGAGAUUUUCUACACACUAAGACUGCGCAGACACACACACACACAAACACAGUGUGUGUGCACAUCCAGGGCAUUCAGGACCAGCGUCCUCACACUGGAGAUUCAGGAAUACACCAACAUGCCCACACUGCCUGAGGGAGGAGCUCAGGGUGAUGGUGGGGGUGGAGAAAGAAGUGUAGCUGGGGGAAGGAUGGAGCUCCCCCUGUGCUGACUGAGACAACUGUCUGGAGGAUUCCAUCAUCAAACUUCUCACACACUACAAUCAGGAAUUGCUCAACUUUGUUAUACUGUUUUUCUUUUCUACUGUGGUUUCUAAUGUGCAUCGUGAACUGUGUGCUGGGGCGUGGCUACCUGCACCUAGGAACCCGAGGGGCGGUGCUACCUGCACCUAGGAACCCGAGGGGCGGUGCUACCUGCACCUAGGAACCCGAGGGGCGGUGCUACCUGACUCGGGGGGGGGGGGGGGGGGGCUGUUACUUUAGUCAAUUACUGACCAGAACAAUCUGAUGACCAUGAAUGUCUUUCUUCUGCGUGAGUGUGUGUGAGAGAGAGAGAGAGAGAGAGAGAGUUUAGGACUACAGGGGUUUUACACUGACCUCUGAACUCAUGACAUUUUGUUCUGUAUUGUGGAGCACCAGUUAUCAACUUUAUUGAUCUGGACUUGACCUGAUAGCGAUUAAAGAUAUUCCAUCACAA